AUGGAUACUGAAAUUAUCACGUUAGCGGAAAUCUUGGAUUUUUUUAAAGAUGACACAAAUACUGUCAGGAAAGGUGAAUUGAAAUUCAAGUCUGACUUUGUUUUGGACUUAAGAAUCGAUGAAUUGACAGUCAAUGCAAAGGUCAGAGCAACAAUGAAGGACAAAAGCUACAGCGUUUCCUUGACGAUUGAUGGAUCUGGUGGGAUCAAGCAGGCGAUUUGCGAAUGCCCCCGUGGAAAAUGGAUCUGUAGCCAUAUGGCAGCAGCAUCUAUUUAUGUCAAUAAGAAGGGAUUCUCAAAGACAGACCUCCCAAACUCAUGGAUUGCUCGUCCUAAAAAAGCGGCUAAACAGGAGGUGAGAACAAUCUCUGAUUUAUUCCCCCAUCCAAGGCCUGAUUACAAAGCAGCUUCUAGAAAAGUAGAUGAGGCAGAUAAACAAUUUCUCUUUAACCAGCUAAGUAGAUCAGCUGCCUGUCCUUUGCAAUGGAUCAUUGGCCCAGAACCCCCAAGUACAUUAUUGGAUGGGGAAUCUUUAUGUGAACCGGUGCAAAUUUUUCAGCUACUUGGGCUAUUUAAAGAAGACCAAAAUAAGUGUUUUGAAAAGUGUUCAGUCUCAAGGGAGCAAAUUGCUUGGCUAGCUGAGAACACAAAAGACCAGUACAAGUCAAGUUUAUGGGGAAAACACAGGUACCUUCGCCUGACAGGAAGCAGUUUUGGGCUGGUUCUUGCAGCAUAUGAACGACAUGUGUUGAAUGGUAAACCAUAUCCACCAUCUCUAUUCAAAACACUUAAAGGUGAAUAUUCAUUGGCUGGCAAGGACUCGAUAAUGUGGGGACAGAUGCAUGAAGAGAAAGCUCUUCAAGAAUAUAUUAAACUGACAGGUAACACUGUAAAGUCUGUUGGUUUAAUAUUAUUACCUUGUGGUUUUCUUGGGUGUUCCCCAGAUGGAAUAAUAAAUUUAAAGGAUGUUGCAACCAAUGAUGUUGGUGUAUUGGAAAUUAAAUGCCCUUGGAAACAUCGUGACCAUACAGUUGCAGAGAUUAUCAAGGAAGAGGUGGAAAAUAAAAGAUCUACAAGCUUUUACCUUAAACUGGAUGCAACUCUCAAUGAAAGUCACAGUUACUGGCACCAAGUUCAAGGUGAAAUGAUAGCUGCAGAUGCUACCUGGGCACAUUUUGUUGUUUGGACAACAAGGGAAAUAAAAGUUAUUUAUGUUAGCCGUAGCACAUCAUGGGCUGAGACUAACAUUCCAAAGUUAAAAGAUUUUUAUGCUAAUGAAUUUUUACCACAAUGUAUUAACUAGUUUAUGAAAUCUGUUGAUUCAUUUUUUAGCAACAAGAAAUAUGUAUUUAUCAAAAACACCAUUAAUUAUUGCUGAUUGCAAAUUUACCAAAGCAGCACAUGUCUGCACAAGUUUGUUACACCAAGGUCUCAAAUUUGUUGUUAUCAAAUUAAGUAUUUUGUAA
Rhopilema esculentum is the source of this 1465-nucleotide messenger RNA. The record is from RefSeq and is a predicted model, not a curated record. Lineage: Eukaryota; Metazoa; Cnidaria; Scyphozoa; Rhizostomeae; Rhizostomatidae.